Messenger RNA from Amorphotheca resinae ATCC 22711, 1389 nucleotides. RefSeq lists its product as hypothetical. Gene Ontology annotation, molecular function: RNA binding. Gene Ontology annotation, cellular component: U2-type spliceosomal complex. The coding region runs from base 1 to 1389 and encodes 462 amino acids. NCBI's taxonomy places the organism in Eukaryota, Fungi, Ascomycota, Leotiomycetes, Helotiales, Amorphothecaceae. The record is from RefSeq and is a predicted model, not a curated record. The transcript has a single exon. Gene Ontology annotation, biological process: mRNA splicing, via spliceosome.
AUGCCUCCUAAGCGCAUGACCGCGAACCCCAUCAAGGCGCCUCGUUACCGUCCAGGCAAAGCUGUUCCCGAACAAGACUCCUCAGAUUCAGAAGCCAGCGAUGAGGAAGUUCCCUCCCAACCCAUAGCCGCACCACCAAAAGUCACCACUGCAGAAGGAAUCACAAGUAAUCUCAGCAAGGUUGAUCUCAAUGAGCGGCGGAGGCUUGCAGCUGCGAAGGAGGCAGCAAGGUUGGAGGAAGAGAAGGCCUUGAAGGCGAAAGAAGAGGAGGGAUUCGUGACUGAAAGCGAGGAAGAGAGCUCUGAGGAAGAAGAGGGUAGCGAAGAGGAAAGCAGCGAAGAGGAGAGCGAGGAGGAGGCGCCGAGGAGGGUUAUGAUGAAACCUACGUUUAUUAAGAAGGACAAGAGGAAUAAUGGUACUACGACAGCGAAAGAUACCAGAACAGAGGAGGAAUUAGCUGCAGCAGAGGAAGCAAGGAGGAAGGCCGCCGCAGACGAGAUUGUCGAAGAGCAAAUAAGGAAGGACCUAGCCGCUAAAGCGGCUGGCAAGAAGAAUUGGGACGAUGAGGAAGAUGACGAGGAUGACGUGGACGACACAGAUGAUCUGGAUCCGGAAGCAGAGUAUGCAGCGUGGAAGCUGCGGGAGUUGAAGAGGAUAAAGAGAGAUCGGGAGGCAAUUGAGGAGAGAGAAAAGGAAUUGGCGGAGAUUGAGAGGAGGAAGAACCUCACCGAGGAGGAGCGAAAGGCCGAAGACGACGCAUUCCUCGCGAAACAAAAGGAAGAGAAAGAAAGCAAGGGCAAGAUGGCUUAUAUGCAGAAGUACUAUCACAAGGGUGCUUUCUUCCAGGACGACUUGAAGUCGCAGGGAUUGGAUCGCAGGGAUAUCAUGGGUUCAAGGUUCGCCGACGAUGUCCAGAAUCGCGAGUUGUUACCUCAAGCCUUACAGAUGCGGGACAUGACGAAGUUAGGCAAGAAGGGCGCAACCAAGUACAAAGAUCUCAAGACUGAAGAUACAGGUCGCUGGGGCCAGUUCGAUGAUAGGGGUCCAAGAAAGGGAGGCCCUGGAGGCUUCAAUGUGGACGAGCGAUUCAUGCCGGAUAGAGAGAGGGGCAGGGAUGGAGCAAGUGGUGCUAAUAGCAUGCCAGUGGCCGACCGGAAGAAAGUUGCUGGCGCACCUGAAGGUCCAAGAUCGAUGCGUGAGAGCAGUGAUCGGCCGAGAGAUGGAGGAGAUUCUUAUCGUCCCGGCAAGAGAGAUGAAAGAGCACGUUCAAGGUCAAGGUCGCCGAGACGGGAGAGAUACGACGAUGACAGAAACCGGCGCAAAAGAAGCAGCUCUAGGGAGGUGGAUCGUUACGAAAGUGACAAACGUCGGAGAGUAGACUCAAGAUAG